AUGAGGGGACAGAAAGAUUAUGCCCGCCGUCUAGGUCAGGUAAUGUUAUCAGGGAAGUCACCAGAGGACCCAUUCCCUCGGAUAGAGAUAUGUGAAUCGGAUGGUGGACGAGUAGUCACCCCGCAUGACGACCCCCUCGUGGUCGAGAUCAAAAUCUCCAACAUGAGAGUAAAGCGCAUCUUGAUAGAUACAGGAAGUUCAUCUGAUAUAAUGAGCAUGGAGUGCCUCAGCCGCCUAGCUCACGAUCCUAAAACCAUAGAAUGCAUACACUACCCUAUCAUUGGCUUUGGAGGAAGCAUCAAACAUCCAGUAGGCGUCAUCAACUUGCCGGUCCGGAUUGGAGAGCGUAAAGAUGGACGAAAGAUGGGGGUGGACUUCCUAAUCGUCAAAGAUUUAACGGCAUACAAUGUCAUUUUGGGACGUCCCACCCUGAACAGGAUUAAGGCAGUGGUCGUCACCCAUCUCAUGCUCCUGAAGUAUUUAUGUGACGAUGGGGCAAUAGGGACUAUACAUGGAGAUCAACAGCAAGCGAGAGACUGCUACCUCACCACUCUUAACCCGUCAGCAUGGAGGAAAGAUCCGACCGGGACAAAAGGCAAAAGGAAAUAUGAAGAGGAGCCACCCACUGCCAGCGAGAGUAUCCUAGUCAAGAUAGAGAAAAGUGGCUAA
Messenger RNA from Spinacia oleracea (spinach), 669 nucleotides. RefSeq lists its product as uncharacterized. NCBI's taxonomy places the organism in Eukaryota, Viridiplantae, Streptophyta, Magnoliopsida, Caryophyllales, Amaranthaceae. The record is from RefSeq and is a predicted model, not a curated record. The transcript has a single exon. Bases 1 to 669 code for a protein of 222 amino acids.